AUGAAUGUUGUUGAAUUUGCGACCGAAGCAAUCAUUUUGUUCAAUGACGACCAAUAUAUCAACAAAGAAGUUGAGAAUAUUUUGAAAGCUGGAAUGUCCGGGCAUAAUUUUGUAUUCCGAGUCAAAUGGAGAGGAAUUUCAGAAACAUCUUGGCAUUGUGAAGAUCUAUUCACCACGAAGGAAAAUAAAUCAAUGUUGGACGAAUUCAAAUCAAAAAACUUCUAUCCAGCAAAUCUCAUCAUCAAACAUUUGAAAAGUUCUGACAACUUGUUUUAUGCGGAUUAUGUGCCCAUGAAUCGUGAGCCUGAAUCACUUUCAUAUUUUCAAAUUAAUGAUCAAAAUCGCCGCAUGGAUCAUUUAGAUAUGUUGCACGAUGAGCAAGUGUAAGUAAUUUUUAACGUGAGAUCAUAAUUUUGAAGCAUACAUAGUUUUUUUUACAGGCAACUUCGAAACGGGUCACCAAGAGAUCGAUGCACGGGACACAGCGAAUAUCGAUUUGCACAUUUUGGAGAAAUGGAGAGAAAUUUGAAUGGGAGAGUGGAUCAACAAUGGGAUAGAGCUGGAAGUUAGUUUUUUUUCGUGGGACUUUUCUAACCAUCUAGAUUUAUAUGUUUUACAUUUCAUGUAAUCCGAUGUGAAUUUUCCAGAAGCAUUGGUUUCAUGCAACAACAAUUACUUAUUUGUCAAAUUCUCUUCACGCGGAUAUUUAGUUGAAACUUUAGUCAACAAAAUCACAAAUAAUUUUCCAUCCAUGACAAAUGAUUUGUCAGCUGAUGUUUGGAGAGUGUUCCAGUAUAACCGUCAGAAAAUCUCAGAUUUUCAACUCAAAUGUCGAGCCCGUGAAUAUUUGCUGAACAAGAUCAAUCAUAUUCUCGAGGUUACUGAAACUGGGCUAUUCGGCAAAUUGAGCAUCGUAGGUUCAACUGUAAAUAAUUGUGGUACAAGAUACUCGGAUUUGGAUUUGAACUUGAGACUUCCCCCAUCGAUCAUAAAGCAAAGAGGGUAAGCUAUAAAUUUUGAAAAAAAAACAUCACUAACAAGAUUUUUUCAGGAAGAAACUUGAACUGUUCGAAACAUUCCAAAGAUAUUUCCAAAGAGAUCAUCGUAUUGAUACAGGAUCCAUUGAAGUCAUCCGUGCUCGAGUGAAUUUGAUGAAGUUCAAAAUUUUCCAAGAAAAUCACACUUUUGUUGUUGAUUUGACAAUCAAUAAUAGCGAAGGUGAAACCAAUUCGCAUUUCGUUCAUUAUAUGGCAAAGUAGGUUUUUUUUGGAAUCUGAAUUUAUUUUGAAAUCCCCAAUUCCAGAAUCGACAUUCGAUUCCCAGCGUUGGUCGUGGUUUUGAAAAAAUGGGCAAGAGCUCAUAACAUUCUCGAUGCUCGCGAUGGUUCCCUCAACUCAUAUAGUAUCGUUCUUAUGACAAUUCAUUUCUUUCAAUCUGGAGUUCGUCCAGCGAUUUUUCCAAAUAUUCAAUCAUUGUUCCCUCAAAAAUUCAGUAAACUACUUCAGCAUCAAGAAAUUCUUUAUACUGGUGAUAUCAUUGCUGAUUUACCGUAUAUGGAACCGAAUAAUUUGUCGAUGGGUGAGCUUGUGAUGCGCUGGUUUUUCUAUUAUGAUGGAUUUGAUUUUGCUACUUAUAGUAUUAAUGUCAGAAAUGGAGGUGUUACUAAAAGGUUGGUUAUUUUCGAUUAGCAAAAAAUGAACUACAUUCUUGAAUAUUUUAGAACCCGCUCCCAUUCCGAAAUGCACAUACAAGAUCCAUUUUUCCACAAAAACGCAGCUAGGUAAGAAAUUUCCAGAAUCUCCGUUGUCAACCAAUGAAUUUCAGCUGUGUUCAUCGGUUGGAAAAAAUAAAACGCGCGAUCUCAUUUGGCUCGGAUAUGUGUCAAAACAACAACUUCAAACUCGAUGACAUUUUCUGA
This is a messenger RNA of Caenorhabditis angaria, 1918 nucleotides long. NCBI's taxonomy places the organism in Eukaryota, Metazoa, Nematoda, Chromadorea, Rhabditida, Rhabditidae. The record is from the annotation of a GenBank genome assembly.